AUGGGACUGUAUGGUCAUUCUUUGGUUGACUUCUAUAGCUAUUCUAUUGAAAUUGCAAUAAAAGGAGUAGAGAUUGAAUUGGAGAAAAUAUUCAUCGGGUUGACGAGCAUUGACCUCUCAAGUAAUGAGUUUCAAGGUGAGAUUCCAAAGGUUAUUGGAGAGCUUAACUCACUCAAAGAGCUAAACCUUUCUCAUAAUAACCUUAGUGGUUGUAUCCCAACAUCAAUGGGGAAUUUGGCAGCAAUUGAGUCGCUGGAUCUCUCUUCAAACAAGCUAGUUGGGAAGAUUCCUUCAGAGUUGAUUAGUUUGAAUUUUCUUGAAGUGUUAAAUCUUUCACAAAAUCAACUCGUUGGACUUAUACCUCAGGGAAACCAAUUCAAUACCUUCGGCAAUGAUUCCUAUGCUGGUAACUCGGGAUUGUGUGGGUUUCCAUUGCCAAAGAGCUGUGACAACACUGAGGCAUCCGUUUUCCAUGAGGAAGUAGAUCCUGAAUCUGGAUUUGAGUGGAAAGCAACAUUGAUGGGUUAUGGAAGUGGACUAGUGUUGGGAAUAUCUGCAGCAUAUAUCAUGUUCACACUUGGAAGACCCAAAUGGCUUGUGAGGAUGGUUGAAGAAGCAGGCUACAAAUUGAAGAGAUAUCUCAGAGGACAAAGGAAUUUGUAA
Messenger RNA from Theobroma cacao (cacao), 663 nucleotides. Lineage: Eukaryota; Viridiplantae; Streptophyta; Magnoliopsida; Malvales; Malvaceae. The record is from RefSeq and is a predicted model, not a curated record.